GAGAGAGCGAGAGGGAGAGCGAGAGGGAGAGCGCUACAAGUUAAGAAGGGACUCAGAGUGGGGGGUCCCUCGUGCAAGUCUGUAUCGUCGUUAUUGUCGAAAUUUGGCGGAGCCCUCGCCAGGAUUAAUAAUCCGAGGUUUCUGAUAUGGCGUCAAGACCCGUUGUUGAACAUAAUAACAUGGAAGCAGUCGCAGGUGAGGCGGUUGCUGCCGGCGGGAAGCAGAAGAAAAACGCCGAUGCCCAAGGAAGAAACCGCCGGGCUCUCGGCGAUAUCGGCAACCUUGUCCCUACUGUUCGAGGAAUCGAUGCCAAACAGAUCUCCCGCCCCGUCACAAGGAGUUUCUGCGCCCAGUUACUUGCGAAUGCACAAGCUGCCGCGGCAGCUGAAAACAAGAAGUUGCAGAAAGGUGUCCCAGAUGGAGCCAUUGUUGCUCAACCAGCCGACGCCGGAAAAGGAGUUGCCGUGACGAAGGCGGUACAGAGGAAAGUCGCCGUCAAGCCGAAACCCGAAACCGUGAUUGAGAUAAGUCCAGACGCUGAAGAAGAUGCCAAGAAGGAAAAGCGUGCGAACAAGAAAAGGCCAGAGCAAGGUGGAGCGUCUGACAGAAAGAAGGCCCAGUCUCUUACUUCAGUCCUUACUGCUCGAAGCAAGGCUGCUUGCGGGUUAGCUGAGAAGGCAAAGCAGCAGGUUGUGGACAUUGAUGCUGCGGAUGUGGAUAACGAUUUGGCCGCCGUUGAAUACGUUGAAGAUAUAUACAAGUUCUACAAGCUGGCAGAGAAUGAGAGCAGAGUCCACGAUUACAUGGACUCACAACCGGAGAUCAACGAGAGAAUGAGAUCCAUUCUGGUGGAUUGGCUGAUAGAAGUUCACCUCAAGUUCGAGCUGAUGCCGGAGACUCUGUAUCUGACCGCAAACAUCGUUGAUCGGUACCUUGCUUCGACGACGGUGCGGAGGCGGGAGCUGCAGCUUCUGGGCAUGGCCGCCAUGCUCAUCGCCUCCAAAUACGAGGAAAUCUGGGCCCCGGAAGUGAACGAUUUCGUCUGCAUCUCCGACAGAGCUUACACCAACGAACAGGUGUUGGUAAUGGAGAAAAGCAUCCUGGGAAGUCUCGAAUGGAACCUCACUGUCCCCACGCCUUACGUCUUCCUCGCCCGCUUCAUCAAGGCCUCGGUCCCCGACCAAGACGUUGAAAACAUGGCGUAUUUUCUGGGGGAGUUGGGGAUUAUGGGCUACGACGCCAUAAUCUUCUGCCCGUCGAUGCUGGCCGCCUCGGCCGUGUACGCCGCUCGGUGCACCCUCAGCAAGAGCCCCCUCUGGAACGAGACGCUGAAGCUGCACACUGGCUUCUCAGAGCCACAGCUGAUGGACUGUGCCAAGCUUCUGGUUGGUUUCCACUCGGGAGCAGCAGAAAGCAAGCUCAAGGCCAUCUAUAGGAAGUACUCGAAGCCUGAGAAGGGCAGCGUUGCAUUGCUGCCACCGGCCAAAGCUUUGUUGGCCGCCACCACAUCAUGAACAAACUCUUGUUUCUUCAUCUUAAUGUAUUUUUUGCGUCAUUGAGAAAUCCAUUGACCAAGAUGUCGCUGACUGUUCAAA
Diospyros lotus (date-plum) is the source of this 1595-nucleotide messenger RNA. RefSeq names its product G2/mitotic-specific cyclin S13-7-like. The coding region runs from base 147 to 1514 and encodes 455 amino acids. Gene Ontology annotation, cellular component: cyclin-dependent protein kinase holoenzyme complex; centrosome; nucleus. The transcript is spliced from 7 exons. Gene Ontology annotation, molecular function: cyclin-dependent protein serine/threonine kinase regulator activity. Gene Ontology annotation, biological process: mitotic cell cycle phase transition; regulation of cyclin-dependent protein serine/threonine kinase activity. Lineage: Eukaryota; Viridiplantae; Streptophyta; Magnoliopsida; Ericales; Ebenaceae. The record is from RefSeq and is a predicted model, not a curated record.